UCCUCCCAGAGAGCACCCAAGUUGACCAAGACGGACACAGAACAAGACUCAAGAAAGAAAACGACGGACAACAUCAUGACCACUAGCACCCUGUUCGGACCGGUGGAACCAUUCGCGAGCGAGCAUCUCCAAGUCUCAGAUCUUCAUUCUCUCUAUCUCGAGCAGUCUGGUAAUCCCGAAGGGAACCCAAUCGUUUUCAUACACGGAGGACCGGGGGGCGGAUGUUCACCUGAGGAUAGACGAUUAUUUGAUCCGGCAAGCUAUCGAAUUAUCGUGUUUGAUCAACGAGGAGCAGGCAAAUCGACUCCGCCGUCCUGCUUGGAGGAAAACACCACCUGGCAUUUGGUCGAAGAUAUCGAGAAGAUUCGCACGCAUCUCAAGAUUGAGAAAUGGGUGGUUUUCGGUGGUUCAUGGGGCUCAACACUCUCAUUAGCGUAUGCACAAGCACAUCCAGAAAGAGUUAAAGGGUUAAUCCUACGGGGGAUCUUUGCCCUCCGUCGAGCCGAGUUAGAGUUCUUUUACCAAGGCCCUGGGACGAGUUUUCUCUUUCCAGAAUAUUGGGAAGAAUAUGUUUCGAUCAUCCCCCAGGAAGAGAGAAAAGACAUGAUCAAAGCCUACUAUAAGCGUCUGACCUCGGAUGAUAAGUCUGUGAGAUCUGAAGCUGCAAAGCGUUGGUCAGUCUGGGAAUGCUCGACGAGUCGGUUGAUGGUUGAUCAAGAGUACAUCAAGAAAGCAUACGAGGAUGAUUUUUCGGACAAGUUUGCUCGGAUCGAAUGUCAUUAUUUUGUGAAUGGUGGGUGGAUGAGAGAGGGUCAGCUGUUGGAAAAGGCCGAAAUCGACAAGAUCCGACACAUCCCAGCUGUCAUUAUCCAAGGUCGAUAUGACUGUGUGUGUCCGGCCAAAACAGCCUGGGAGUUGCAUCAAGCUUGGCCAGAAGCAGAUUUUAAGCUCAUACCAAAUUGUGGCCAUUCUGCAAAAGAAGAUGGAAUAGCCCAUGAGCUGGUCCAAGCUUCCAACAAGUUCAAAUCAUUAUAAAUUUCCCUUUUUUUUCACAUUCAUAUAUUUUCCUUUUAUGAGUUUCCGUUGAACAACUGAAGUGCUCAUGCUCCAUUUAUACUUGCUCAUCAUCACUUGUACUGACUUUGUGGCCAUGGAAAACUACGUGAUGUGCAGCCAUACAACAGUUGGAUUUUGGUCACCAAUGCAAUUUGUGAGCUGGUCAGACUCAAGCUGUGCAAAGUUACACUACAAACAAUACCUAUUUUGCCCCAAG
Molecule: messenger RNA, 1273 nt
Organism: Puccinia graminis f. sp. tritici CRL 75-36-700-3
Lineage: Eukaryota; Fungi; Basidiomycota; Pucciniomycetes; Pucciniales; Pucciniaceae
Product: proline iminopeptidase
Exons: 10
Coding region: 76-1035 (319 amino acids)
Biological process (GO): proteolysis
Cellular component (GO): cytoplasm
Molecular function (GO): aminopeptidase activity
Source: RefSeq, a predicted model, not a curated record